AUGGCACACGGACACUCGUCCUCCCGGCCAGCAGCAUCCCGUGCACGAAACAGCCGACGAGAGGCCUCCCGACGCAAAGACGAGCGCAGACGGAGGAAAUCACGACCAAAAACGACGACAUCAUCAUCGGAAGAGAACGGCAGUGGCUCAGGAUCCCUUUCGAGCGACGCCCUCGCACAAUUGGAGAGGGAAAAUGCACGCAGGAAGCGGGAGGAGGCGCGCAAGAAUCGCAAGGCCGAGCGCACAAAGAAGGCGACCAAGGGCUCAGACUACCGCGAGGUAGCGCAGGAAGCCACACCGAUAAAGGGGCGACAGAGAGACCGCGAAGCCAGGGAGGCGACCAGGCGCGCAAAACCAGCCAAGGGAAGGGAUAAUGGGAAGGGCAAGAGGAGGGUGGUCAGCGGGGCUAUGAUGGAGGAGGGGAGGAUCAAGCCUGGCGGCGGGGGGCUACGAGGCGGAGGUGGCAAGGAAUGGCGAUGGAGCGAUCAGAGCUACGAGAAGCCGGAUCAUCACUACCAGAAGCCGUCGGAGAAGAAGAGGAAGAAGAAGAAGAAGAAGUUAUGGAUCAUUCUGGGAUGCAGCCUGGUUAUUCUCAUCAUCAUCAUCGUCGUGGCAGUGGUGGUGAGCAAGAAGAAGAAGAAGUCCGAGGACAGCGACUCGAGCCUGGACGACUCGGCCAGGAGCGAGAUCCCCAAGAAAUGGAGGAAUACAUACCUAGACCCGUGGACGUGGAAGACGACGACGGACUUCAACACGACCUUUACGGACGAGAUGGUCGGGGAUCUACCGGUGAUGGGGCUGAUGUCGGAGUGGGACGACUCGGCGCGCGCCAACGACAAGGUGCCGGCGCUGAACGAGGCGUGGGGCAACUACUCGACGAAGCCGGCGCGAGGGAUGAACCUGGGCGGGUGGCUGUCACCGGAGCCGUUCAUCACGCCGUCGAUAUUCCCGGAGGGUGUGGUGGACGAGUGGGGGCUGUGCACGAAGCUGGGCAGCAGCAAGUGCGCGUCGACGCUGGAGGAGCACUACGCGAGCUUCGUGACGGAAGACGACUUCAGGCAGAUAGCGGAGCUGGGGAUGGACCACGUCCGGAUCCCGUUCUCGUACUGGGCGGUGGCGGUGUACGACGGCGACCCGUACGUGUUCCGGACGUCGUGGCGGUACCUGCUACGGGGGAUCGAGUGGGCGCGCCAGCACGGGCUGCGGGUCAACCUGGACCUGCACGCGCUGCCGGGCAGCCAGAACGGCUACAACCACAGCGGGCGCAAGGGGGCCAUCAACUGGCUCAACGGCACGGACGGCGACACCAACGCGGACCGCAGCAUCGACGUGCACGACCGGCUGUCGCGGUUCUUCGCGCAGGACCGGUACAGGAACAUCAUCACGCACUACGGGCUGGCCAACGAGCCGCGCAUGGUGGAGCUCGAGGCCGACAAGGUGGUGGCGUGGACGGAGAAGGCGUACGGGCUGGUCAAGGGAAACGGCAUCGGCGGGCUCGUCGUCUUCGGCGACGGCUUCAUGGGCCUCGAGAACUGGCAGGGCCUCAUGACGGGCUACGACGACCUGGUCCUCGACGUCCACCAGUACGUCGUCUUCAACGACGACCUCAUCUCCUUCACGCACAAGCGCAAGAUCCAGUACGCCUGCUCGGGCUGGACCCAGCAGACCGAGCUCAGCCUCGACCCGAGCCAGGGGUACGGCCCCUCCCUCUUCGCCGAGUGGUCCCAGGCCGACACGGACUGCGAGCCGAGGCUGAACGGCGGCGAGGCCGGCAGCCGCUGGGACGGCACGCUGGCCAGCGACAGCGGCGGGCCCCAGUGCCCGUCGGCCGACUCGAGCUGCUCGUGCGACGAGGCCCUGGCCGACCCGGACUCCUUCAGCGACUCCUACAAGAAGUUCCUGCUCAUGUUCGCCGAGGCCCAGAUGCACAGCUUCGAGAUCGGCUGGGGCUGGUGGUACUGGACCUGGAAGACGGAGAGCGCCCCCCUGUGGAGCUGGAAGGCCGGUGCUGCCGCCGGCAUCCUGCCCAAGAAGGCCUACGAGAGGGACUUUGACUGCGAUUCGGAUAUCCCCGACUUUGGCGAUGAGGGUCUAUGA
Molecule: messenger RNA, 2097 nt
Organism: Geosmithia morbida
Lineage: Eukaryota; Fungi; Ascomycota; Sordariomycetes; Hypocreales; Bionectriaceae
Product: glucan 1,3-beta-glucosidase
Exons: 2
Coding region: 1-2097 (698 amino acids)
Biological process (GO): glucan catabolic process
Cellular component (GO): cell surface; extracellular region
Molecular function (GO): beta-glucosidase activity
Source: RefSeq, a predicted model, not a curated record